AUGGGAAAGCUGAAUUACUCGGCCCGAAAGAUCGACGGCGUCAAGGCGGCACAGGUAGUCGUUAGAGAUUUGAAAAAACGAAUCACCCCCGGCUCCAGCGCCCGAAACACCUCCCGUGAUCCGAUCCUCGAACUCGACAUCAGCGACAAAAACCUAACCGACAUCGGCUUCAUGGAAGUCCUCCACACCCUCCUCGAAUGCAUGAAAUACCGCGACGCAGAGCAUCCCGAUGGCGCUGCCAAACUCACCGAGCUGCACCUCCCUGGCAACCAAUUGACCAUACUUUCGCUGGAAAAGCUGGGUGAGGUGGUUGAGCUUAGCGCUGGAGAUUUGCGCGAGUUGGAUAUUUCUCGGAAUCAGAUUGAGAUUCACGGUGGUGAUGAUAAGGGGAAGGGGACUUGGUUGGGGUUCUUAAAGGCGUUUGAGGGAUGCUAUGUGCUUAAGAAGCUAGAUUUGGGGAUGAAUCAGCUGGGGAUUGCGGGUGUUGAGUUGCUGUCGAGAGUUUAUAUGCGGAGUGAUCUUGACUUCUUCGAGGAAGAAGACCAGGAGAGAAUUGUUGUUGAGGAGAUGGCGGCGUUGGAUGUCAAUGAGAAAGAGAAUGACCGUGGUCGUUCGAAGAAGUCGCCUAAGGGUAAGGCGAAGCAGAACGUGACCAUCGCUACUUCCGGCCCUUCUACUACAAAGACCGUGAAUCCUGCCGACUUGAAACACUACGCGUGCACCAGAGGCUUACGCUCUGUGCCAUAUAUUAUCCUCUCGAACAUCUCGUUGACCACCGGUGCUGCCAUCCAUCUGACUAGCAUGAUUCUUGCCCAUCGGGAUCCCGAGCAGCUGCUCCCCUAUCUCCCCCCAGGCAAAACGCCCCCUCUCCCCGACACUGGCGGCCGAUGCAACGGUCUAGUCUGGCUUCCCAACGACGAUCUAAGCGACCUGGGCCACAAAAUGCUCGACUCAGCCGAGACGCUUCGUCAGUUUGCCUCCGAAAUGCAUCCCGAGGAAGAUCAGGCGCAUCGGGAGGGAAAGCUUCCCCGCGAUUUGGAGGGCGUUAACUUGAUGGACUUCAUGGAGCAGCGCCGUCAGCAUGCGAAACUGAACGUGGAGUAUACUCGUAUCAUCAAGCGUGCACGGAUCGAAGCCCUAAGGACGGAGGGCGCGCAUGCCACGGAGCUAUGGAGCGCUGCGUUGCAGAUGAUCACCACAGCUCGUACGCUGCUAAUGGAUGGUUCCAAGCGUGACGCUGAAGAGCUGUCUGGGUCCGAGAAUGAGCAGGAGAACACUGCACCAGUGGAAUCUGUCUCUGAAUCUGUUCCGACACAGAACGGCGAGCUUGCCACAUCUGCACCUUCUAAUCAUACUUCCAUUAGCAUGCCGCCCCAGGAAUACAUCCAAACAAACAAUUACGAAGCCUAUGCCUACUCUACAUCUGUCGAUGAGCCCAUGCCUAAGGGUCCGUUCCAGCCAGGCGGUGAGACGUUCGAUGUCAAUUUCCCUGCUCUGAGCGGACCUUCCGCAAAUAAGGGUCCUGGUCCUUGUCCUGGACCUAUCGAGCCUCCGACGAAAGAGAAGCUUCCUGUUACUCCUCCCCAGGCCCAACGGACCCAGCAGCAACGACACCAGCGACAGAAGUCCAGAGCAGAGCAUGCGCAUCGCACGGAAAAACGUACUUAUAUCCAAGGACAGGAGAAGCCCCGGAAUCUGUUCCACAGACUCCCCUUGCACGUCAAUUGUCAGAUCAUCGCGCGCAGAGCCGGUGCGGAGGGCAUCCUUAGUCGUGCGCAGCAGGAACGACUUGUCAAGUACGCGACCGACUGGAAUUCUAUCGCUACUGAGAUGAGGGCGCAGGGUGCUGAAGAGCAUCAGCAGAUCUGGAAGAUUCUGGAUUCUGUUAACUGCUUUACUUACUCUUCUUCGUCUUAA
This is a messenger RNA of Aspergillus ruber CBS 135680, 1917 nucleotides long. RefSeq lists its product as uncharacterized. The record is from RefSeq and is a predicted model, not a curated record. Lineage: Eukaryota; Fungi; Ascomycota; Eurotiomycetes; Eurotiales; Aspergillaceae. The transcript has 5 exons. Bases 1 to 1917 code for a protein of 638 amino acids.